GGGUUCGUUUCACAGAAAACGAAAAUGAAACCGAUAAUAAACACUGGCGAAGACGAAGGUAGUUUCCAUUAACUCGUGGAAGAUGGCCGAAGAGGGUGUUUAUCCAUAUCCUCUAGUAGUCGAGGGCGAAUGGGAUCCGGACGUCGCUAAACUUUUGAAAAAUAAACUGCACAUUUAUUUCCAAAGUAAGAAGAGGUCGAACGGUGGAGAGUGUAUCGUGGAGUAUGACGGUGCGGCCUCAAACCAAGCAGUGGUGCGCUUCGCAAGUGAGGAAGCAAGAUGCAAUGUACUGGAGAAAAAAACUCAUCAGAUUGAUCUGCAAAAGAGAGGCGUUAUUAGUUUCACUGUCAAACUUCCAUCUCAGGCAGCUGCAGAAAGGGACGGGAUAGCAGCAUCACAACAGACUCCAGAACAAAAUAGUAUGGUUUGCAGAGGAAACCAACCCACUACAGGAAAAGAAAAAUUGUCUGAGCAAAACCUUCUAGAUGAACAGAAAACAAUUACUGUAAUACUAUCCAGUAGCAUCAUAAGUGAUGAGCAUCUCCGAAAAUAUUUUGAAAAUUUCAACACUGGUGGUGGGCCCCUACCAUACUUCAUCCGCGAGGACAGAAAUCUAAUAGUGUCCUUUGAAAGCAUUGAAGAUACUCAAGCAGUGUUGAGACAAAGAGCCCAUUCUGUGGAGAAUAUUGAAUUAACAGUGAAGAGAUUUCAUCGUAAAAGGAGUAACACUUCUCUACAAUCCUCUGCUGUGGUGCUACAAAAUCUUCCUAAAGAUGUCACAUAUGAGGUUUUAGUUCUGCUCGUUGAAAACUUUACUAAUUUAGAUGAAGCAAAUGGCAAAUUCAGUAUGGAAAUAUUAACUGAAAUUGAUGCAGCUGUCAUUACCUUCAAAACUGACAUUGACCUCUCUGAAUUUAUUCGAAAAUGUUCCAGAAAAGUUCUCCAUAACAAAAAAAUUGGAGCAAAGGUACUGGAAAAAACUAGGAGCUUACAAGUGGAGAACCUACCUUCUAACAUGACUGAAGAUUAUCUGAAACUAUACUUUGAAAGUGCUAAAAAUGGAAGUGGAGUUGUAAGCUCUGUUGAAAUAACACUGGAGCACAAUAUGGCUGUGAUUUCUUUUGAAGAUUCUGAAGUUCUGGAUACCAUUCUGUCUCAAGCACACAUGAUUGAUAAAACCCCAGUUUAUGUCUAUCCAUAUUAUAAGACGCUGGGUUCAGCUUUAUAUGGGAACAAAAGACCAGUGGUGAAAAUGCCUGAUCCCUUCAUGGUCGAAAUUGAUUGCUACAUUCUGCAGUUUCUUAAAAGUGAUGAAAGGCGAAUUGCAGAAAUCAGUGAUGAAAUGUCAUCAUGUUACUGUGAUAUUGCAUUCCCAGAAUUGGGCCAAUCAAACUCAAUCAAGAUUUCCCCAACAUUUUCAAGACAUCAGAGUUCAUUUGAGAAACUUGCAAAGAACUGGAAAAGGAAAGCUUCAGAUAAUUUAACUCAUAUUCUGUCAAAGUACAAAACUAUUAAAAAUGAUGUGAAUAAAUCAGUUUGGGAAAUAAUUAAGAAUGAUUUUGAUCAAUAUUUGAACCAAAAUGUUAUUCUUAUACCAGAAAUUUCAAAGGGAGAAUUAAUAGUCACCGGAACAACUGACAGUGUAGACAUUCUUCAACAAACAUUCAAUUCGGUUGUGAAUGACACUAUUGAAAAAUUAGACAGGGAAAAACAAAGUGUGUAUGAGACAGUGGCAAUUUACCCUGCUAAACAUUAUCUAUUAUUAAAAGAUGGUCUUGAAAGCAGCAUUUCCAAACAAUUUCCAAACCUUACCAUGAACUACAACUCAGUUGCAAACAAGUUAACAUUAUAUGGUUUACCUUCAGAUGUUUAUGUUGCCAAAAGCAAAAUAUUAGAAAAAAUUAUUCAUAUGAAGGAAAAGCAAGUUCAUCUGGACCCUUGUCUUAUGAACUUUCUACAAAAAGUAAGCUGUGAAGAAGUUACCUCCAACCUUUUUACAUUAAGUGGACUCAGUGCUGCGUGUGACAUUCAGGACAACUCUGCUGUGGUGAUAGGAAGUUCAGACAAUAUUUUGUGUAAAGCAGAAAAGCAAAUCAGAAGGCAUCUCACUUUCAAUUGUAUUGAAAUACAAGAUGAAAGCGUCAUUAGAAAGAAUGAAUGGAGAGAUUUAAAAGAAAAAUUGGACAGAAGGUUGAAUUCUCAAAGGAAACGGGUUGAAAUUGAAGAGAGAACACCAGACAAGCAUGUGCACAUUAUUAUCUCUGGCUAUUCUGAUGCUGUGGGGGAAGUAUUUGAAAAGCUCAGUGAUUUUGUCAAAAAGAACACAAUCAUUCAAAGAAACAUUCCAUUUAAUUCUCGUGGAGUGCUGCAGUUUUUGAUGGCCUUCGAUGAAAUCAAAAUUUUACAAUCAACAAUUCCAGGUGUUCAAAUAGAAGUUAAUGACGGGGAAAAUCAUGCAAGUGUUUCAGUCACUGGUCCUGAAGAGAAUGUCUGUCAGGUGGAGAAUACUCUUUCAAAUGCAGCUUCCAAAAUAGCUAGGAGAGUGUUGAAAAUUACCACACCAGGAACAAAGCAAUUAUACAAAGAAAAAGCAGAAGCAUACGAUACCAUGGCAAAGUGUAAGUUUAAAUGUAUUGUAAGACUUAUUGAGCACAUGGAAGGUAAUAAUGACUUAAGCCAGUUUUCCUGUAAAGUACAAUUGCCCAAUGGGCCUGUGAUUGCUGCUUAUAAAGGAGACCUGUGCAAGACUCGUGUUGAUGUGGUUGUCAAUGCUGCAAAUGAAGAUCUAAAGCACAUUGGAGGCCUUGCAAAAGCUCUGUUAGAUGCAGCUGGUGCAGUGCUGCAAAAUGAGUGUGACUGGAUUGUUAACCAACGAGGAUCUCUUAUGCCUGGUGAAGCAGUUAUUACUGAAGCUGGUAGGCUACCAUGUUCCAGAGUGAUCCAUGCAGUUGGUCCAAGAUGGAGAGAUACUGACCCAAACACAGCUAAAAAUAGAUUAAGAAAUGCUGUGAGGGAGAGUCUAUAUCUAGCAGAAGCUUAUAACUUUAAGUCUAUGGCAAUCCCUGCUAUUAGUUCAGGAAUAUUUGGGUUUCCACUGGAUUUAUGUGCUGAAGUAAUUGUCACAACAAUCAGAGAACACUAUGCGAACUUACGUGGAGAGAGUACACUGAAAGAGAUCCACUUGGUAAAUCAUGAUGAUAAGACCGUCCGUGCCGUAUUGGAUGCUGUUCAGAAAACCUUUGGUGACCUGACAAGUAGUUCACCUUUAUGGCAUGAAAGGCUUGCCUCUGGUAACAUGAGAAACAGAAGAAUUAAAUGUCUCCAUGAAGCCCAAACUAAAGAAGGUCUAAACAUCCUUGUUGUCAAAGGGAAUAUUCAAGAUAUUACAGCUGCCGUCAUUGUCAAUGUCAUUGGAAUGGAUCUAAAGCUCUCUUCGGGUGCAGUUUCCAAAGCAAUAUUAGAGAAAGCUGGCCCAGAACUCGAACAAUUACUGCAAAAUGAAAGGCGGAGAAAAGAACCUUUAAUGGGAAACAUAUAUGAAACAAAAGGAUGUAAUCUUGACUGUAAUGAAGUGUAUCAUGCUAUUGUUCCUCAGUGGGAAUCAGGAAACUCGAAUGCAGCAAAGGUCUUGAAAGGCAUAAUCAAAGAUUGUCUGAAGAACACAGAAGGGUCACAGCAGGAUUCCAUCGCAUUCCCAGCAAUUGGAACUGGCAAAUUAUUUUUCCCAAAGGAUGUUGUUGCAAACAUUAUGUUUAAGGUAGUUCUGAAGUUCAGUACUGAAAGACGGUCAGCAAAUCUUAAGACUGUUUACUUUGUGGUACAUCCUGAUGAUCAUCCUAUUGCUCAGGCAAUGUCUUCUGAAUUCCAAAGAGCUUUCACAAAGCAGCCAGAAACUGCAGUUCCCAUUGAACAGCCAAAACCCACAGGUCUUUUGUUUGGAAAAAUGUCUUCUCCUACACCUGAUCAGGCUGAAAUGCAAGUAGGACCAAUUUUACUACAAGUCGUAUCAGGAGACAUAACAGAGGAGACAACAGAUGCCAUUGUUAACUCAUCAAAUAAAACAUUUACACUAAAAUCAGGUGUGUCCAAGGCAAUUUUAGAUGCUGCUGGUCCAACUGUGCAAGCUGAGUGCCAACUAAAAGGCUUACAAGCAAACAGUACAAUAAUAAUAACAAAUCCAGGAAAGCUACGGUGUCAAAGUAUAAUUCAUAUGAUUGGACAAACAGAUCCAAAUCAAAUCAAAGCUGCUGUUGGUGUAGUUCUUCAGGCAUGUGAACAACAACAUUUCUCUUCGGUUGCUUUCCCUGCCGUUGGAACAGGACAAGGACGGCUCAACCCUUCCCAGGUUGCUGAUGCAAUGAUUGAUUCAGUCAUUGAGUUUAUAAAGAAGAAACCUUCGCCUUCCUUGCAGAAGAUUCGCAUCGUAAUUUUUCAACCUCAAAUGUUAAGUGCAUUUCAUAGCAGCAUGAAAAAGCGUGAAGAAUCUAAUUUUCCAGAAAAUGGAUCUAUGCUGAAAAGAUUUACACAUGCAGUUACAUCAGUCUUGUUUGGGGAACCUAAGAAAGAGAAUAAAGAAUCCUUUGCUGAAGACAAUAUUGAAUUCAAAGAUGAGAUUGAGCCAGCUCAUUUUGAGGUCUGUGGAAUUAGUAUGCAAACAGUUGAAAAUACUAUAUCCUGGAUGGAAAAGUUACUUUCAGAGGAGCAGCGUGAAGAAGUCAUCACUAGUAGCUGUCUGUUUGAAUUUUCUGAAAAAGAAUAUAAAGAAUUAAAUCGUCUUCAGAAAAGUCUGCAAAUAAUAUUGGUACUACAACGCAACCGAUCUGGAGCUCAGAUCAAAAUCUGUGGUCCCACAAAUGGUGUUCUGACUGCCUUUUCUAAAAUUCAGGAGAUGAUUGAGUGCUUCAGAGAAAAGGAAUCUGAAAGAAGAAAUGAGGAACUUACCAAAAAUUUGGUUGAAUGGCAGUUUCAAGAUGGCACUCAAUUCAUACCAUUUGACAGUGCUACAAACCUCAAACUGGAACGGGCAGUCAUUAAAGGCAUGCCUUCAGUUACUAUUGAAUUUUGCAGCAAGCAAUGUGAGGUGGAUUUGAGAAAGUUUACUGCAAAGGUCCAUGGAAGAAAUACAAUGAAUUUGAAAAGGAUUUCAAAAACUGAAGGAACUAUUAGCCUUCCAACGCAUUGGGAUGACAUGCAAAACUUACAAUAUAAAUCUGUGGAGCUGCAAAAGCAAUCCAAAGAAUAUCAGGAUGUAGAACAAUCAUUCAAAGCAUCAAUCCAUCAGCAUCAGAUUGACAAGAUUGUAAGAAUUCAAAACCCAUGUCUUUGGAAGAAUUAUAUGAUAAAGAAACAAUUGCUGGAUGACAAAAAUCCACCUAGAACUAAUAAUGAAAGGAAUUUAUUCCAUGGAACAGCACCAGACACACUCGAUUCAAUCAGCCAUCUUGGAUUCAACCGGAGCUACGCAGGAAGGAAUGCUACAAUGUAUGGGAAUGGCACCUAUUUUGCCGUAAAUGCAAGUUAUUCUGCUAGCAGCACAUAUUCAAAACCUGACGUUAAUGGAAUGAAGUACAUGUAUCGUGCUCGAGUACUUACUGGAGUCUACUGUAAAGGACAAGGUGGAAUGGUCACACCCCCUUCAAAAAAUCCAAGUGAUCCAACAGACUUGUAUGACAGCACUGUAGACAACACAUCAAAUCCUUCCAUGUUCCUUAUUUUCAAUGACACUCAAGCUUACCCAGAAUACUUAAUUACUUUUAAGUAACUGAAUUAUUUCAGAUAUAAAACAUCAUAUUAGAACUCAAUUUUCUGAAAUUCUUACAGGUCAUAAAUACAAUUCCAAUGUUGAAAUCAGAGCUUUUGAUUUUGAAUAAUAAUUUUGAAUAACUAAUGAAAAGGCUGAUAGUCCUACAGCACUGCUGUUUCAUGUCUAAGAUACACUUUCAAUUCUAGAUCAUAUUGAGAGGGUGAGAUCAUAUCUCCUACAUUGCUUGGCAUAAAUGCAAUAUCCCCAAUGCUAGCUUCAUCUUGGGAUAUCCUUGCAUAGACAUAAAGCAAAUGCAUGUUAGAAAUGUAUGCUGUAAAUGAUAAGCAUGCAUUAAAUCAGGCAAAUAGAAUGUGUAUUGCCGAUAGCGUGUAUGCUUUUCUAUUGAUCUAAUUGUUUUCAUUGAUGGGAUGUAUUGCCCAUCCCUAGUUGCUGCAGAACUGAGAGACAAUUACAAGUCAACCACUGUGAUGGGUUUGGAGUCACAUACAUAUCAGACCAGAUGAAAUUUAACAGCAAUCUGGCAGUUUCACAGUUACUGUUCCUGAUUGAAGCUUUUUAUUACAAACAUAUUUAAUCACUUGAAUUUCAAUUCCCCAACAUGCUAGGAUUCACAAAAAAAAUACAUGGCAGGGUAUCUUAUUUAGGAUGGAGUAAGCAGAGGUAAAUCCCGACUUUAUACUGAACCAAACUGUUAGAUGCAACAUCUGAAGAGAGUUCUUCUUCGGAGAAUCAAGUCCACAACAUCAGACUCAUUGAUUGAGCUGCUGCUGUCAAAAACAAAACUUUGCAUCUUUAGGAGGAGGGUGUCAAAUCUCAAUCUGUACUCCUUUUCUAUUCUCUUCCUGGAUUAAGCUGCACACUUGGGUUUUGCCAAGCCAAUCUUUGCUGUUGCUUUAAUCUGCCCAUUUUUCUAUGUUUUCUGAGUUUUUCAUUUAUCCACUGACCAGUUGAUUUUCAGUAGUUUAUAACACUCUAAAAAUGAAAAAGGCACAAUUUUAUUGUACUAAAUUCUUUAAAUGACAUUUAUUUGUUACAACUAUUCAAAUGUUUCAUUAAUAAGUAAACCUUUCUACUUCAUAAUCUUCACCCAGAAAAUCGUGUAUUUUUCUUUAGUUAAUGAGUGGAAUUGUUUAAAAGUAUGUGCCUUGUAUAAAGCACUUUGUUUAAACAGGGAUUAUUAAUCCUCCUUGACAGAUGCUUUAACCAAGCCUUUAACCAGUUUGUUUAUCUUAUUGUCAUAUUUGAAUGCAUGCCUUUCUAUGUAUACUUUAACAGUUUCAAGAAACUCAUUAAAACAGUACAAAUAUAAUCAGUUGUCAAAUGGAACA
Messenger RNA from Pristis pectinata (smalltooth sawfish), 7092 nucleotides. Its product is annotated as protein mono-ADP-ribosyltransferase PARP14-like. The record is from RefSeq and is a predicted model, not a curated record. Lineage: Eukaryota; Metazoa; Chordata; Chondrichthyes; Rhinopristiformes; Pristidae. Gene Ontology annotation, cellular component: nucleus; cytoplasm. Gene Ontology annotation, biological process: negative regulation of gene expression. Gene Ontology annotation, molecular function: RNA binding; NAD+ poly-ADP-ribosyltransferase activity; transcription corepressor activity. Bases 83 to 5761 code for a protein of 1892 amino acids. The transcript has 18 exons.